Messenger RNA from Neolamprologus brichardi, 14895 nucleotides. The record is from RefSeq and is a predicted model, not a curated record. NCBI's taxonomy places the organism in Eukaryota, Metazoa, Chordata, Actinopteri, Cichliformes, Cichlidae.
UGUCUCGUGCACUAGUUCGCGAUCCGUCAAUCAAGCCCAUAAUGAAGGUCUCGUUAAUGCAGCAGAGCAGCUGAGGGGACGAGAGCAGAUUGAGAAGAAACCGCAGGUUGGCUGCGUUUGCAGCCCAGAGAGGAGAGGGAAAGAUGCCUUCUCCAUCAUUUACCCUCGAUGCUCAGCUGAGAUUUCAUGACAAAUGGCUGAAGAUAGACCUGCAGCGGGCUUUUUCUCCAGAGGGUCUGAGUGAGAUGUGGAAUGAGAUGGUAAAAGAUGAGGAGAUAACAUUCAACGGAGAAGAAUCAGCUCACCCAGAAGACUGCACUGACUGUUUUGGAGCUCAGAAGAAGGAUGAGCCCAAUGACAAAGAGAAGAAGGAAGAGGAGGAGACGUCGACGUCGGUGCAUCACUCCAUCAUUGAGACAUGGGACUGGGGACGGCAGCCAGAUGACAAGGAACUGAAGGACUGCCUGAUGGUUCUGGUUGAGGACCAGCAGAAGCUCUCUGCUCAGAUGGCCAAAAGCACCCUGUCUGCCCAGCGUCUGCGUCAGCGUCUCGUCAUCCUGGAGCGCUAUCUCAUCUCUCUCAGCCACAGCAUGAUGGAGGAGAAGUACAAGGUCCGCUGGAAGACGCCCCCCAGCCCACCACUGCCAGCUGCUGACAACAAGAGCCCUCGUCCGGCCAGUAAAGGUGUGGAAGGUUUGGCCAGAGUCGGCUCCAGGGCAGCUCUUUCUUUUGCCUUUGCUUUCCUUCGCCGGGCGUGGAGAUCAGGAGAUGAUGCAGAUCUUUGCAGUGAGUUGCUUCAGGAGUCUCUGGAUGCCCUGCGAGCGCUGCCCGAGGCGACACUGUUUGAUGAGGGAACUGUGUCAUCAGUGUGGCUGGAGGUUGUCGAGAGGGCCACAAAGUUCCUGAGUGAUGUACAUGGAAGUGCCAGCAUCAAAUGUAACAUUCCUCUUCAGGAUCAACAUCUAGCCUUGGCCAUCCUGCUGGAGCUGGCUGUUCAGAGGGGAACACUCAGUCAGCUGCUGUCUGCUGUUCUGCUGCUUUUGCGUCUGUGGGAAAGUGGCACCAGAGAGAUGGACAACGAGCGCUCCACGCAGGGAACCAGUGCUCCAUUACUGCCCCUCCUGCAGCGCUUUCAGAAUAUACAUAGCAGCAAGGAGGAGCCCGUUCCUGAAGAGGAAGCUGAGAUCCUCACAGCCCCUCUGAGUCCAAAUGAGAGUUUCCUGCGAUACUUGACGUUGCCUCAGGAUAAUGACCUGGCAAUCGAUCUUCGUCAGACUGCUGUAGUAAUCAUGGCUCACCUGGACCGCCUAGCUUCUCCUUGCAGCCCUCCACACUGCAACUCGCCUACGUCACACAAGGGAACCUUGCAGGAAGUGAUUGCCUGGGGCCUCUUGGGUUGGAAACUUUACGCCAACGUUAAUGGACCCAUUCAGUGCAAAGCCCUGUCGAGCCUCGGGGUCACACAGAUUGUCUGUUCAGAAAAGGGGUUUCUUAUCCUUUCCAGCAGCGGUGCUGUUUACAGCCAGAACUACAAGAGCACAACCCUGGCUCCCAUGCUAAUCCACGUUCUAAGCUCCAGAAAGAUUGUGAAACUUGCAGCUCAUCCUGACGGGCAGCAUUACUUGGCCCUAUCGUCCAACGGGGAGGUGUUCUCCUGGGGGUGCGGUGAUGGUGGCCGGCUUGGACAUGGAGAUACCACAUACCUAGAAGAACCUAAAAUGAUUGGAACCUUCAAUGGAAAACAGGCCGGAAAGCAUGUGGUGCAUAUUGCUUGUGGGAGCACAUACAGUGCUGCGAUCACUGCUGAUGGCGAGCUCUAUACAUGGGGAAGAGGGAACUAUGGUCGGCUUGGCCACGGCUCCAGUGAGGACCAGACUACACCCAUGGUAGUGACGGCAUUCAAAGGGCUGAAGGUGGUGGAUGUGGCAUGUGGGAGUGGUGAUGCCCAAACUCUUGCUGUGACAGAGAAUGGUCAGGUGUGGUCCUGGGGUGAUGGAGAUUAUGGUAAACUGGGCCGAGGAGGCAGUGACGGCUGUAAGACGCCCAAGCUGGUGGAGAAGCUGCAGGAUCUGGACAUAGUAAAGGUGUGCUGCGGAAGCCAGUUUUCAGUAGCCCUCACCAAAGAUGGGCAGGUGUACACCUGGGGGAAGGGAGACAACCAGCGCCUUGGUCACGGCACCGAUGAGCAUGUCCGAUACCCAAAGCUGCUUGAUAGUCUACAGGGAAAGAAAGUUGUGGACGUAGCUGUGGGGUCGACACACUGCUUGGCCCUCACUGAUGAUGGAGAGGUGCUCAGCUGGGGCAGCAAUGACAAGCUACAGCACUUUGAUACGCUCUUUUCCAAUAAGAAGCAGCCUAAAGCUCUCCCGGGGCUCAACUCCAAACACAUAGUUGGAAUCUCCUGUGGACCCGGGCAGAGCUUUGCCUGGUCCUCGAGCUCCGAGUGGUCUGUGGGGAAACGUGUGCCCUUUGUGGUGGAUGUUUGCCCCAUGAGUUUCGAGCAGUUGGACUUGCUCCUGCGGCAGGUCAGCGAGGGCAUGGAUGGCAGCUCAGACUGGCCCCCUCCGCAGGAGAAGGAGUGCAUGGUAGUCGCCACACUCAACCUGCUCAGGCUCCAGUUGCAUGCAGCCAUCAGCAAUCAGGUGGAUCCAGAGGAGCUGGGGCUGGGCCUUGGAAGUGUGCUGCUCAACAACCUGAAACAAACAGUGGUGGUGCUAGCUAGCAAUGCUGGGGUCCUCAACACAGUUCAAGCAGCUGCCCAGGCUGUCCUCCAGAGCGGCUGGUCCGUGCUGCUACCCACAGCUGAGGAAAGGGCAAGGGCUCUGUCCUCACUCCUGCCUAAUGCUGCAUCUGGAAAUGAGAUGAGUGUGAGUCCCGGCCGGCGCUUCAUGAUUGACCUGUUGGUCAGCAGCUUAAUGGCUGAUGGAGGGUUGGAGUCUGCACUCAAUGCAGCCAUCACUGCUGAGAUACAGGACAUUGAAGCAAAGAAGGAGGCUCAAAAAGAGAAGGAGAUUGAUGAACAGGAAGCUAAUGCCUCCACCAUACACCGGUGUCGCACCAUGCUGGACAAAGACCUCAUCAACACGGGCAUCUAUGAGUCGGCAGGGAAGCAAAGCUUGCCCCUUGUGCAGCUCGUACAGCAACUCCUGAGAAACAUCGCCUCCCAGACCAUUGCAAGGCUAAAAGAUGUUGCUCGUCGCAUCUCAAAUUAUUUGGAGGCAGAGCAUGUCAGUAAGGAGCGCUCUGCAUCUCUGGACCUACUGCUGCGCUUCCAGAGGCUGCUGGUCAGCAAGCUUUACCUGGGAGUCAAUGGCACAGAAAAUGUUAAUGGAUACAAUCCUGAGCUCCUGGGUGUUGGUUCCUUGUUAAAAAAGUACAUCGCUUUGUUGUGCACUCACAUUGGAGACAUCCUCCCAGUGGCAACAAGUAUCGCUUCUACUGGUUGCCGCCACUUUGCCGAGGUCUCUCGUGUCAUCGAAGGAGAUCUAACUGGAGUGCUUCUCCCUGAGCUGGUGGUGUCCAUCAUCCUUCUCCUCACCAUUGACGCUGGUCUGAUGCAGGAGACCGGCUCAAUCCCUCUCCUGGCUGGACUCCUGGAACACUUGGACCGUUUCAACCACCUGGCUCCAGGACACGAGAGGGACGAUAAUGAGGAUCUGGCCUGGCCAGGAAUUAUGGGGUCUUUCUUUACAGGGCAGAGCUCCAAGAACAAUGAGGAGGUUUCACUCAUCCGCAAGGCUGACCUGGAGAAUCACAACAAAGAUGGCGGCUUUUGGACUGUAAUAGAUGGAAAAGUGUAUGACAUCAAAGACUUUCAGGCCCAGUCCCAGUCACUAACAGGAAACAGUAUCCUGGCCCAGUUUGCAGGAGAGGACCCUGUGGUUGCUUUGGAAGCUGCUCUGCAGUUUGAAGACACUAGAGAGUCCAUGCAGGCCUUCUGCGUUGGCCAAUAUAUGGAGCCUAACCAGGAGACGGUCACUACUCCAGACCUCAGCAGCCUUUCUUCUCCACUUAUUGACACUGAGAGGAACAUGGGGCUGCUCCUGGGUCUGCACGCCUCCUACUUGGCCAAGAGCACCGCCCUGUCCCCCAUGGAGAUUGAAUGUGCCAAAUGGCUCCAGUCCUCCAUAUUUUCAGGGGGUCUGCAGACCAGUCAGAUCCACUACAACUACAAUGAGGAGAAGGACGAAGACCACUGCAGCUCCCUGGGCACAACCACUCCUGAUAAGGCCAAACUUUAUUCCCGCAGAAUAACUCUCAGCGAUCACGCACAGCCUUUCUUGCAGGCCAUUGCUGACAACAACACUCAGGACCAUACUGUGAAGGACUUCCUAUGCCAAAUAGAGCGCUGCUGUAAGCAGUACCAUCUUAUUGCGCCCAUCACCUUCCUCCCAGAGCACCCUGUGGAAGAAGUUGGUCGCCUGCUGCUCUGCUGCCUCCUCAAGCAUCAAGACCUCGGUCACGUUGCGCUCUCACUUGUCAGUCAAUGUGCCUUGGGUGUGGACCAAGGAAAGCAGAGAUCCCUCCCUAAAUCUGUGAUUGACGUAUGCCGCAUGGUCUACCAGGCAAAGUGUUCUCUAAUUAAGACCCAUCAGGACCAAGGCCGCUCUUAUAAGGAGGUGUGCGCCCCUGUUAUUGAGCGUCUGCGCUUUUUAUUUAAUGAGCUGCGUCCAGCUGUAAGCAACGACCUGUCUAUAGUGUCCAAACUGAAGCUGCUGAGCUCCCAGCCACGCUGGAGGAGCAUCACCCAGAAGCUCAUCAGGGAUCGUAGGAAAAAAAGAGUGCCUAAGAAAUCAGAGUCUGCUGAUAUUGAAGAGCCAAAGCUGGAGAAUGAAGGGACCAAUGAAGAGGAACUUAAUGUUCACAUCAGCCCCGCUCCUGCUGACAGGAAAUCACCCACUGACAAAACAGCCAAGCAAGACAAGUGGCAGCCGCUUCUUAACACUGUGGCCAGCGUCCAGAAGUAUCGCUGGCUGAAGCACAGCGUUCAAGGUGCUUUCUCUCAGUCCAGCCUCAUGGCCACCAUUGUGGACUUUGCACUGAAAGAGGAGCCACUGGAUGUGGAGAAAAUGAGGAAGUGUCUUCUCAAGCAGCUGGAGAGGGCUGAAGUGAGACUGGAAGGCAUUGACACCAUGCUGAAGCUGGCCUCUAAAAGCUUCUUGCUGCCGUCUGUGCAGUAUGCAAUGCUCUGCGGCUGGCAAAGAAUCAUACCAGAAGGGACCAACAUUGGAGAGCCCUUGUCUGAUUGCCUGAAGGAUGUAGAUCUGAUCCCUCCCUUCAACCGCAUGCUUUUGGAGGUGACGUUUGGAAAGUUGUAUUCCUGGGCCAUCCAGAACGUUCGUAACAUCUUGCUUGAAGCAAGUGCUCGCUUCAAAGAGCUAGGUGUGCAGCCAGUUCCUUUACAAACCAUCACAAACGAGAACCCGGCGGGACCAAGCCUUGGAACCAUUCCGCAGGCCCGCUUCCUUCUGGCCAUGAUACACAUGCUGUCCCUGAAACACGGCUCUAACAGUCUCAGUCUGUUGCUGAAUUCAGGGAUAUUGGCCCUCACUCAGAGUAUUCUCAGACUGAUAGGACCGAGUACAGACAGCAGUGAUGAGGACCUGAGUUUAUGUGCACAUGGAGGCUCAGCGACAGUCCUGGAGGAGUCCAGAAAAGAGGCAGCUCCCGCCCCUCUACCUGCCUCUGGCCCAGAGCUGGCUGCCAUGAUGAAGAUAGGUACCAGAGUCAUGAGGGGAGUCGACUGGAAAUGGGGCGAUCAGGACGGCCCAGCACCAGGUCUUGGCAGGGUCAUUGGGGAGCUGGGUGAGGACGGUUGGAUCAGGGUUCAGUGGGAUACAGGCAGCACCAACUCCUACAGGAUGGGCAAAGAGGGAAAGUAUGACCUUAAACUUGCAGAGCCACCACCAGCAGCCCAGCCCCCUGUUGAGGACUCGGACACAGAGGACGACACAGAGGGAGAGCUGAUUGAGAAGAGCAGCCAUCCUACGGCAAUGAUGCUAACCAGCACAGUCAACCUGCUGAAGACACUGUCACUCUCAGCUGGGAUCCAUGCUGAGGUGCUCCAGUCAGAUGCUACACGGACCCUGUGUGGCCUUCUCAGGAUGCUUGUGGAAAGUGGCGCUAAUGACAAGUCUGGCUGUCACGCGCACAGAUUGGUGUCUCGGGAGCAGCACAGGAGCUGGUGUACCCUCGGCUUCAUACGCAGCAUUGCUCUCAUGCCGCAGAUGUGCAGCACCCUCAGUACCUCCGCGUGGAUCGGACUGCUCAUCCGAAUUGUUGAGGGACACCAAUCUUUCAAUGCUAUUACCUUGCAGAGACAGAUCUUGGCUCUACGUCUCCUUCAGGCGGUCCUGCCUUCAUGGGACAAAACGGAGCGCUCUCAGGACAUGAAGUUCCUGGUGGAGAAGUUGUUUGGCUUUUUGGGAAGCUUGCUGAGCACCUGCUCAUCAGACCUGCCACUCCUCCGAGAAGGUUCCCUGAGAAGGAGGAAGUCCCGCCCACAGGCGUCUCUAACAGCCACUCACAGCAGCACGCUGGCAGAGGAGAUUGUGGCUGUCCUGCGUACUCUGCACUCUCUCAGUCAGUGGAACAGCCUGAUAAAUGAUUACAUCAACAACCAGCUGAGCUCCAUCGCAGAUGUUAUGGCAAGCUGCCAAUCUGAAGCGAACUGUCAGUGUUUCCUGGAGGAGUGUUUCCCUGAUUUGGAGGGUCCCAGAGUGGGCAGUCUGAUGGCAGUGCUGGCGGUGAUUGGUGGGAUCGACGGGCGCCUCAGGCUUGGUGGCCAAGUCGUUCACGAGGAGUAUGGAGAGGGAACGGUCACACGCAUCACCCCAAAAGGGCGCAUCACUGUCCAGUUCCAUGAGAUGAGAACCUGCAGAGUUUGCUUGCUCAGCCAUCUUAAAACGCUUCCUGCCAUAUCCUUCAGUGUGCAGAACCUGCCAUUCACUGAACCCAUGUUGGCUGUUUGGGCCCAGCUGGUCAGCCUGGCUGGAAGCAAACUGGAAAAACAACGCAUGAAAAAGUCACUUAGCCGAGGGCUUACAGCCGACCAGGUGGACCUCUCUUUGCUGCGGUGCCAGCAGCUGAGGCUUUAUGUUUUAAAGGCAGCUCGGGCCCUGCUGUCUCAUCAGGACAAACUCAGGCAGAUCCUCUCCCAACCUGCAGUGGUGGACAUAGGACCCAAUCCCAGUGAGGAUCCAGUGGCUUCAUCUCCUGAUGUGGGCGACUUGUCUCCUGAGGGACCUCUGCCUCCACUGAUUCUCCUGCAGCAGCUGCUUUCUGCCGCCACACAGCCUUCUCCCAUCAAAGCCAUUUUUGACAGGCAAGAGAUGGAGGCGGCAGCUCUGGCAGUGUGUCAGUACCUGGCUGUGGAAUCUGCCCACCCAUCCUCGCCGCUGUUUGAGGAAAGCAGCUCUAGUGAAGCCACCACACCCAUCACCACGCAGCACAUCAGACCACCCAAACAGAAGAAACAGAAGUCCUCCACUAUCCCGCCCUUACCGAUAGUUGGCCAGCUCAUGGAGAUGGGAUUCCCUCGGAAAAACAUCGAGUUUGCCUUGAAAUCUCUGUCUGGGACUACAGGCAAUGCCUCCGGUAUCCCAGGUGUUGAGACUCUGGUGAGCUGGCUGCUCGACCAUCCAGACGUUCAUGUCACUGAGCUGUCAGAUGCCGACACUGUGUCUGAUGAAUACUCAGAUGAGGAGGUGCUGGAGGAGCUGGAGGAGGCAGAGCCGGCAUUCUCUGUGCCUUCAGGUGCAGUUGUGACUGAAAGCCAGAUAUUUAAGAAGAGAUCUGAUUUCCAAAGCAACGAUGAUUACGCUGUUUAUGUGAGAGAGAACAUUCAGGUGGGGAUGAUGGUGAAGUGCUGCAGAACGUACGAGGAAGUGUAUGAUGGCGAUGUGGGCAAAGUGAUUAAGCUGGACAGAGAUGGGCUUCAUGACUUGAACGUGCAGUGUGACUGGCAAAAUAAAGGAGGAACAUACUGGGUUCGCUACAUCCACAUCGAGCUGCUUGGAUUCCCACCACAGAGUUCUCCUUCUCACAUAAAGAUUGGUGACAAAGUGAGGGUAAAGCCCACAGUCACAACACCAAAGUACAAGUGGGGCUCUGUCACACACAGGAGUGUGGGGGUGGUUAAAGCUUUCAGUGCCAAUGGAAAAGACGUGAUUGUCGACUUUCCACAGCAGUCCCACUGGACUGGUUUGUUGUCUGAGAUGGAACUGGUCCCCAGUGUUCAUCCUGGAGUGAGAUGUGACGGCUGCCAGAUGUUUCCUAUUAAUGGCCCCAGAUUUAAAUGUAAAAAUUGCGACGACUUUGACUUCUGUGAAAACUGCUUCAAGACACGCAAACACAACACCAGACAUUCCUUUGGCAGGAUCAAUGAGCCUGGCCAGUCUCCGGCUUUCUGUGGCCGUUCAGGAAAACAGCUAAAGAAGCACCACAGCAGCCAGCGUGGGAUGCUGAUUGACGAUUGGUCUCGAGCCGUCAAGAGCCUCAACGUGUCGUCAUCGGUUAACCAGGCUUCGCGCCUCAUCGACUGCAGUGAUCAGUGUUGGCAGUCCUCUGGCUCACAGGGGAAGCACUGGAUUCGUCUUGAGCUUUUCCCAGACGUUCUUGUUCACAGGCUGAAGAUGAUCGUAGACCCGGCGGACAGCAGCUACAUGCCCUCGUUAGUGGUGGUGUCAGGUGGAAACUCUUUGAACAACUUAAUUGAACUCAAGACAAUUAACAUCAAUCCCACUGACACCACUGUCCUUCUCCUUUGUGACUGCACUGAGUAUCACAGGUACAUUGAGAUUGCAAUCAAGCAAUGCCGCAGCUCUGGUAUCGACUGCAAGAUUCACGGACUCGGCAUUGUGGGACGCAUUAGAGCUGAGGAUGAAGACCUGGCUACAGUCCCUUUCCUGGCCUCUGACAAUGAAGAAGAGGAUGAUGAAAAAACAGCAGCUGGGAGUUGUUCACAGAUCAAAGUGCCAUCCUUCUCCGAAACCCUGUCUGCACUCAAUGUGGUGCAAGUGGCCGGUGGCUCCAAAAGCCUCUUUGCAGUGACUGUCGAGGGGAAGAUUUACGCAUGUGGUGAGGCAACUAAUGGCAGAUUGGGUUUGGGCCUCUCCAGUGGGACCAUCCCAAUCCCCCGUCAGAUCACCGCCCUCAGUAACUACGUGAUAAAGAAGGUCGCUGUGCAUUCAGGAGGACGCCACGCUAUGGCCCUGACUGUGGACGGGAAGGUGUUUUCCUGGGGCGAAGGAGACGACGGCAAGCUUGGCCACUUUAGUAGAAUGAACUGUGACAAGCCCCGGCUUAUUGAGGCGCUGAAGACGAAGCGCAUCCGUGACAUCGCCUGUGGAUUUGUGUUCUCCUGGGGGGAUGGGGACUUUGGGAAGCUGGGUCGUGGAGGAAGCGAAGGCUGCAACGUACCACAGAACAUCGAAAGGCUCAACGGGCAGGGUGUCUGCCAGAUUGAGUGUGGAGCACAGUUCUCCCUGGCUCUCACUAAAUCUGGAGUGGUGUGGACCUGGGGCAAAGGCGAUUAUUUCCGGUUGGGCCACGGCACCGACGUCCAUGUGCGGAAGCCCCAGAUGGUGGAGGGACUGAGGGGCAAAAAGAUUGUCCACGUUGCUGUCGGAGCGCUGCACUGUCUGGCUGUCACAGACACAGGACAGGUGUAUGCGUGGGGUGAUAAUGACCACGGGCAGCAGGGAAAUGGUACUACCACAGUUAACAGGAAGCCCACCCUGGUUCAGGGUCUGGAGGGACAGAAAAUCACUCGGGUGGCAUGUGGCUCAUCCCACAGUGUGGCCUGGACCACAGUGGAUGUGACCACCCCCUCUGUUCAUGAGCCAGUUCUUUUCCAGACAGCCAGGGACUCCCUCGGAGCGUCAUACCUGGGUGUCCAGUCAGACAGUGACUCAUCAUCAGUGAGCAACAAGCUGAGUGGGCAGAGCAGCGUGAAGUCUAAUCGACCCUCACUGGCCAAAAUUCUCCUCAGUCUGGAUGGAAACCUGGCCAAACAGCAGGCUCUGUCUCAUGUGCUGUCAGCCCUUCAAAUCAUGUAUGCAAGAGAUGCAGUGGUGGGCGCACUCAUGCCGGCCAGCAUGAUCCUGCCAACAGAGUGUCCUUCCUCUUCACCUAUUCCCCCAUCAGACUCUUCAUCCUCAUCCAGCGUGAGCGAUGAAGAAGGUCCUCUUGUUCCACCAGAAGCUGAAGAGCGAGUCAGCCCAAAUCCCUGGCAAGACAAGAAGGGAGAGGUUCCCUCAUCUGAAGACGCUAUCACCCCGUCAUCAGCAGUAACUCCAUCAGCCUGUGGAGCCUCCUCACGUCCUUUCAUCCCUGUCACCGAUGACCCUGGAGCAGCCAGCAUCAUAGCUGAGACCAUGACGAAGACCAAAGAAGACUCUGAGAGUCAGAGCAAAGUGGUUGGUCCGGAGCCUCAGUACCUGGAUGAGUUCACCAGUCUGCUUGUACCGGAUGACACACGAGUAAUGGUGGACGUGUUGAAGCUUGCAGUAUCCUGUCGUUCUGGGGAGAAAGGCAAGGAGGUCCUGUCUGCAGUGCUGUCUGGCAUGGGCACAGCGUAUCCACAGGUUGCUGACAUGCUGCUGGAGUUGUGCGUCACUGAAUUGGAGGAUGUUGCUACAGAUUCUCAGAGCGGCCGUCUGUCCUCCCAGCCAGUCGUCGUAGAAAGCAGCCAUCCCUACACAGACGACACAUCGACCAGCGGCACCGUAAAGAUCCCAGGUGCCGAGGGUCUGAGGAUAGAGUUUGACCGACAGUGUUCGACCGAGAGACGCCACGACCCGCUAACAAUCAUGGAUGGAGCCAACAGGAUUGUCUCUGUCAGAUCAGGUCGGGAGUGGUCUGACUGGUCCAGUGAAUUAAGGAUCCCCGGAGAUGAACUCAAAUGGAAGUUUACCAGUGAUGGGUCGGUUAAUGGGUGGGGCUGGCGCUUCACAGUCUACCCCAUCAUGCCUGCAGCGGGUCCCAAAGACUUGCUGUCUGAUCGCUGUAUCUUGUCCUGCCCCUCCAUGGAUCUGGUCAUAUGUCUCCUGGACUUUAGGCUCAACUUUGCAUCCAAUAGGAGCAUCGUGCCCCGUCUAGCCGCUUCUCUUGCUGCUUGUGCUCAGCUCAGUGCUCUAGCUGCUGGUCACAGGAUGUGGGCUCUGCAGAGGCUACGGAAGCUUCUGACCACAGAGUUCGGUCAGUCAAUCAACAUAAACAGGCUGCUAGGCGACAGCGAAGGAGAGGCUCGCUCUAUGAGCUUCACAGGUAGUGCUCUGGCUGCUUUGGUCAAGGGGCUGCCUGAGGCUCUGCAGAGGCAGUAUGAGUAUGAAGACCCGAUUGUCCGCGGAGGGAAACAGCUGCUCCACAGUCCGUUUUUCAAGGUACUGGUUGCUCUUGCCUGUGACCUCGAGCUCGAUACCUUACCUUGCUGCGCUGAGACACAUAAGUGGGCCUGGUUCCGCCGAUAUUGCACUGCCUCCAGAGUGGCUGUGGCUCUAGAUAAGAGAACAUCUUUACCCAGACCUUUCCUGGAUGAGGUUACAAAGAAAAUUCGCGAGCUCAUGGCAGAUCACGAGAGCAUGAACACCCUGCACGAGAGUCACGACUUAUUCAAGCGCGAGCACGACGAGCAGCUCGUGCAAUGGAUGAACCGGCGCCCAGAUGACUGGACGCUUUCUGCCGGGGGGAGUGGCACCAUUUACGGCUGGGGGCACAACCACAGAGGGCAGCUAGGGGGCAUUGAGGGGGCAAAAGUCAAAGUACCUACAUCUACAGAAGCCCUCGCCACAUUGCGGCCAAUCCAGCUUAUUGGUGGGGAGCAGACUCUGUUUGCUGUCACUGCUGAUGGAAAGCUCUAUGCCACAGGAUAUGGUGCAGGGGGCAGGCUGGGUAUCGGUGGCACUGAGUCUGUGUCGACCCCAACCUUGCUGGAGUCCAUUCAGCACGUGUUCAUCAGAAAGGUGGCUGUGAACUCUGGAGGAAAGCACUGCUUGGCACUGUCCUCUGAGGGAGAAGUCUACUCAUGGGGUGAAGCUGAGGACGGAAAACUCGGCCAUGGGAACAGAAGCCCCUGUGACCGUCCCCGUGUGAUUGAGUCUCUGAGGGGAGUGGAAGUGGUGGAUAUUGCAGCCGGAGGAGCUCACAGUGCCUGCAUCACUGCCAGCGGAGAGCUCUUCACGUGGGGCAAGGGUCGCUAUGGACGCCUGGGACACGGAGACAGCGAGGACCAGCUUAAACCCAAGCUGGUGGAUGCACUGCAGGGUCACAGAGUCAUUGAUGUCGCCUGCGGCAGCGGGGAUGCCCAGACACUCUGUCUAACUGAUGAUGACAUGGUCUGGUCCUGGGGAGAUGGGGACUACGGCAAACUGGGCCGGGGAGGCAGUGAUGGCUGCAAAAUCCCCAUGAAGAUCGACUCUCUCACCGGCCUCGGAGUGGUCAAAGUCGAGUGUGGUUCGCAGUUUUCUGUGGCUCUCACGAAGUCUGGAGCUGUGUAUACGUGGGGAAAAGGUGACUACCAUCGGCUGGGCCAUGGCUCUGAUGACCACGUUCGAAGGCCCAGGCAGGUCCAAGGGCUACAAGGGAAGAAAGUCAUCGCCAUCGCUACGGGGUCCCUUCACUGUGUGUGCUGCACAGAGGAUGGAGAAGUGUACACAUGGGGUGACAACGAUGAAGGCCAACUUGGAGAUGGGACUACGAACGCCAUCCAGAGGCCGCGGCUGGUGGCUGCACUGCAGGGCAAGAAAAUCAACAGGGUGGCCUGUGGAUCUGCUCACACUCUGGCCUGGUCCACAAGCAAGCCCACUAAUGCAGGAAAGCUGCCUGCACAGGUUCCCAUGGAGUACAACCACCUGCAGGAGAUCCCGAUCAUGGCCCUGAGGAACAGGCUGGUGCUGCUGCAUCACAUCUCAGAGCUUUUCUGCCCGUGCAUACCGAUGUUUGACCUGGAGGGCCGGCUCGGUCAGACGGGCCAUGGCCCCUCGGUGGGAUUCGACACACUCAGGGGCAUUCUCAUCUCCCAGGGCAAGGAAGCGGCUUUCAGGAAGGUAGUUCAAGCCACGAUGGUGAGGGACAGACAGCAUGGACCUGUGGUGGAGCUGAACAGGAUACAGGUGAAGCGUUCCCGUAGCAAAGGAGGUCUGGCAGGUCCUGAUGGAACAAAGUCUGUAUUUGGUCAGAUGUGUGCCAAAAUGAGCUCUUUUAGCCCCGACAGCCUGCUGCUUCCUCAUCGCGUGUGGAAGGUCAAAUUUGUAGGGGAGUCUGUGGAUGACUGCGGUGGAGGCUACAGCGAGUCCAUCGCUGAAAUGUGCGAGGAGCUGCAGAACGCACUGACUCCUCUGCUCAUUGUCACCCCAAAUGGCCGCGACGAGUCGGGCGCCAACAGGGACUGCUUCCUGCUAAACCCCGCAGCCAAGUCCGCUCUUCACAUGAGCAUGUUCCGCUUCCUAGGAGUGCUCCUAGGGAUUGCAAUCCGGACUGGAAGCCCUCUUAGCCUGAAUUUGGCAGAGCCUGUUUGGAAACAGCUGGCAGGCAUGAAUCUGACCAUCGCUGACCUCAGUGAGGUUGAUAAGGAUUUUAUUCCUGGCUUGAUGUACAUUCGGGACAACGAGGCCACACCUGAGGAGUUUGAGGCCUUGACCCUGCCCUUUACCGUGCCCAAUGCCAGCGGCCAAGACAUCCAGCUCAGCUCCAAGUACUCCCACAUCACCCUGGAGAACCGUGCAGAAUACGUCCGCCUGGCCAUCAACUACAGACUCCACGAGUUUGAUGAGCAAGUGUCUGCAGUGCGUGAGGGAAUGGCUCGAGUGGUCCCCGUCCCCCUGCUGUCACUUUUCACUGGCUACGAGCUGGAAACAAUGGUGUGCGGAAGCCCGGACAUCCCGCUGCACCUGCUGAAGUCAGUGGCCACUUAUAAAGGGGUGGAGCCGACAGCACCUCUCAUUCAGUGGUUCUGGGACGUGAUGGAGUCCUUCUCAAACACAGAGAGGUCUCUAUUCCUGAGGUUCGUCUGGGGCCGCACACGUCUGCCACGCACCAUCGCUGAUUUCCGAGGAAGAGACUUUGUGGUCCAGGUGCUGGAUAAGUACAACCCCCCCGACCACUUCCUGCCAGAGUCCUACACGUGUUUCUUCCUCCUCAAGCUGCCCAGGUACUCGUGUAAACAGGUCCUGGAAGAGAAGCUGAAGUACGCCAUUCACUUCUGCAAGUCCAUUGACACAGACGAUUACGCCCGCAUCGCCCUGUCCGGCGAGCCCGCGGCCGACGACAGCAGCGAGGACUCCGACAACGAGGACGCCGACUCGUUCGCGUCAGACUCCACCCAGGAUUACUUAACGGGACACUGAAGGGCCGCAGAGAGACUGCUGGUCUCGUGUGUCGAUGCACACAUACAUAGAAACACUGCAAAGACACAAAUGUCUGUGUGUGGGGGGGGCGGGGGUGUGCAAUGAGCUUUAAAAGCGUUAUAAGCUAAAGAGAGGAACGAACACGGCCUCACUCUGGGUUAGUUUCUGAUUGUUGUGUUACAGAAUUAUGUGUAUUAUUCCAGCUGAACUAAAAAAAACAGGCUCCAGCCUAGCACUGUGGUAGAUCCCCUCUGGUUUGUGUGAGUUUCCUCUCCGUAGGGUGUAUAUAGAAGUUCAUGUGCGAAAAACAGUAGUGUUUUUGUUUCUUGGUAAUGUUUCUUUAUAAUAAAUUUAAAAAAAGUUUUUAACUUAAAGUCAGUGUUUCUCACCAGGCUCAGUCCGAGCCCACUGAAGGGUCAUUUUAAGAUUCCUGUACCCCGCCCCUCCCCACAACCAUGUCUGUGCACCAUCUCCUUAACAAAUGUACAUAAUGCGACUGUGCCAUGUAUUCACAGGUCUCAUUCCUGCUUAUUAAAUGUAAUCUGAUUAA